AUGGGUGAACUUAAUGCUCACGCCUAUUGUGAUAAAGUGAAGAAACUUGCUGACCUUCUGGAAGGUAUCGGUGAAAAAGUCAAACACAGGAACCUUAUCUCAUAUGCCCUUAACGGGCUUUCCCAAAAAUUUGAGAGUGUGGCCAACAUCCUCCACCACCGCAAGCCUAUUCCCUCGUUCUCGGAGAUGCGCACCACCCUCUCUGUUGAAGAAACCCGUCUCGCCUCCUCCGCUGUUAGCUCUUCUUCCUACCCCAGUCACUCCUCUUCUCAUUCUCUUCUUCACGUCGACUCUGGUUCGUCAAAUCGAGGAAAAGGCUCGAACUCUAACCGUGGAAGAAAUCGGUCUCACAGGGGAGGGAAUCACGCCUCCAAUUAUCGUCACCCACCUACCAUAAAUCCAAAUAGCUUUGGGAACCAUCAAUAUGGGUGGUUCUUUGUUCCACCACUGAAGAUUUCUGCCCAACCAUAG
Molecule: messenger RNA, 471 nt
Organism: Lactuca sativa (garden lettuce)
Lineage: Eukaryota; Viridiplantae; Streptophyta; Magnoliopsida; Asterales; Asteraceae
Source: RefSeq, a predicted model, not a curated record